Molecule: messenger RNA, 234 nt
Organism: Iphiclides podalirius (scarce swallowtail)
Lineage: Eukaryota; Metazoa; Arthropoda; Insecta; Lepidoptera; Papilionidae
Source: the annotation of a GenBank genome assembly
AUGUGGCUAAUCUAUGCCGAAAGAGUUCGUUGGCCGGGGCCGCGGCGCUCGCGACGGGCGCGCCGUAGACGCGGCCGGCCACCGACGUCUUUCGUUUUCGCGCUAGCUUUCCCGGAUCUUUAUGCCUGUUUGGACCCCUUCGAGGUGAACCUUCUUGGCGUGAGCAUUAGCAGACAACUGUUCCGGGCGGGCUAUCACAACUUUAUGCAGGAUAUCGAGGGAAUACAUUUUAAG